Messenger RNA from Caenorhabditis elegans, 1757 nucleotides. RefSeq names its product 3'-5' exoribonuclease parn-1 (gene parn-1). The transcript has 7 exons. Lineage: Eukaryota; Metazoa; Nematoda; Chromadorea; Rhabditida; Rhabditidae. The coding region runs from base 2 to 1702 and encodes 566 amino acids. Gene Ontology annotation, molecular function: nucleic acid binding. Gene Ontology annotation, cellular component: cytoplasm. The record is from RefSeq and is marked reviewed.
GAUGGUUAUCGUCACCGACUCAAACUUCCUGGAUGCUGCAGGUACUUUGCGCAAAGGACUUCUCUACUGUGAUUUUGUCGCCAUCGACUUCGAAUUUCUCGGUCUCGAUGUGUCGGCCAUUUCUCUUCAUGACACUGUUGAAAGUCGCUAUCAAAUUCUUCGUGACAAUGUCAUCAAGUAUCGUCCAUGCCAGCUAGGACUGACCUUAUUCAAGCAGAAGUCAAAUCGAGCAUACAAAGCCGACACUUACUCAGUUCCGCUGUUUCAACGGUUUGGUGAUAAUGAUACAAGCAUCUCGUUGCCGUCGAUGCGCUUCCUGGUCAAGAACAAGUUUAAUCUCAAUCAAGUCUUCAUGGACGGCGUGGAGUUCUGCACUAGGAAAGAGUUUAAGAAGUUCGAACGUGCACUUUUAGCUGGAACUGCCGCAAGCUAUCUCAGCAGAGAAGUCAAAUCUCAAAUCGAACUUCUCAAAGUCAUGGUUCACGAGAAAUGCUAUCAAUCCACUUCUUAUCAUAUUACACACCGUACCGAUGAGCCAAUGCAAAAGAUUCCACUGAAAAUGAAACCAAAUUCGUCUGUUUCGCUUCGAAUGCCACGGAACUUGAGCAGUGUCGAGAAGUACAUGAUAAUCUACGAGCUAACGAAAGCGUUCCCGCAAUUUCUGUUCACUUGUGACGAAAAACAACAAAAUUUGCAUGUGAAAAAUAUCUCCGACGAUUACCUCAAGGAAAAGGACAAUCUGGAAAGAGCUAGAGCUCGCUGUUCAGAAUCAGUUAAAGGAGUUUCAGCAAUCUUGCAAGUUGUUCAUAUGACUGGAAAACUCGUCGUUGGCCACAACAGUCUUCUUGAUGCCAUGUAUAUGUAUCAUUAUUUCUUCUCGCAUCUUCCUGCAAAUUAUCAGAUGUUCAAAGAUAAAUUCAAUGCACUGUUUCCGAGAAUUAUGGACACGAAGCUUCUUGCUCAAGCUCUUCGUUUCGAAUUGCCUGGAGUCGGUGAUUCUUUGGAGAAUCUCGGUGAUUAUUUCGGUUCCGAUAAGUCCGAUAAAACUGUUCCGCCCGAGCUUCGUGGGUUUAUUGAGCCAUGGAUGAACCCACUCGAAGAUGAAUCAGAGAACGUGUACCAUAAUGCUGGAUUCGAUAGUUAUGUCACCGGAGAAGUCUUCUUGAAGCUUGCUCACAUUUAUAUUAAUAGAAGGAACAACUUCAAGAACGAAAUCUUGGAUUUUGAUAGAAUCUAUCAAUAUCUUGAAGCUCCGAUUCUCAACCGUCUCCCCUUCCAACUUAUGGAUGUUGGCUGCUGCUACCUGACCGGUGAUGAUUCCAAAGGAUUCCGUCCAGAUGUCAUUACAAUAGUUCGAAGAGAUCGUGUUGCAAUCGAGGAGGACGAGUUCAGAUAUCUUGAGAAAGCGUUGGGAACUCUCAUGGCCACGUACCAGUUCGACAUCGAAUGGUCGAAAAACAAGAAGGAACUCUUCCUGGCCACCAAUUCACCUGGCUCAUACGCAUUCCUCUGCGAGAAGUUCUCGAACGAUUCGAGUCUUGCUCCCCUGGAUGAGCUGGAUAGCGGAAAGAAAUGGACCUUCGAACAGCGUCAAACAGCGUGGAGAAGCUUCAAAAACCGAGGAGUUGGAAUCGGGAUCAAUGCGAAAAGAAUCCGAGCUCAAAACCAAGCCACCAAGAUUCAAAGAGCGAUGGAAAUAUAACUAUAAUGUCAUAUGUUUAUUUCAAUUUUUUUCAAUCAUAAAUAUAUGUUGAAAA